CUGAAAUUUCAUUCAUCUACCAACGACAUAGACAUGUUUUUCUCGUGCUAAAUAUUUUGCAACAAAAAUGCCGGUCUCGGAUUCUCUAGAGGCCAUUGCUAUGAGGCAGGAGGCGGAAAGGUUUGAGUCUGUCUGUCCGAACAUUCAAUCGCUGUACGACCUUCUAGAAGAAAUCGACAAUGUGCCACUGAAGCGCAAAAUGAGAGAGCUAGUGAAUCGCAUCGAGGGUAAGUCACCUUUCAGACUGGAUUUUUUGGAGGAUUAGUGGCUCAAAGUCUAGAAGCUGCCAGUGUUUCGAAAGCUUAUAAACAGAACCUUGAAGAGUUUUUCUAUUUCAAAUUUAUAGUGUAAGCGAUAAAUCUGUGAUGACGGUAAGGUGUAAAACCAAGUAUAAUUUAUUCACUGAAAUGGAGAAAUGCGAGGGCAGCAAACCAUCACUUGACUUUCGUCCUUUGCGAAAUAUAUGUGGCAGAUUGUAAACAAAGCUAUCCCGCAAAACACCGAAGAAUUCUCAUUUUCUUUGAUUGCCUCGAUACCUGACCAUGCACGUUCCUUGUGAUCUCAGAACAAACGCGCCAAACAAGUGUGUUUGCCUUACUGGUAGUCUCAGUGAAGAUCGAUUUUUUGGAAAAAAAAAUUGAGAAGAACCCGUGUUGUAAAAACGAAGCAGGAUAACUUAUGCUUUCCUUCAUGUAAUUGCCAUAUAUAUGGUCAACAAAUAUGUUGCAAGCGCGUCGAUUUCGAAAUGUUAUUUCUAAAUUCACCCGAUCGAGAUUUUACCUUUUGUUUACAUGCAUGCCGUGACAACACAGUGCAUUUUUAACUGAUUUUACAGCACUCAACGGUUUACGGUGUUAUAUCGCGCCAGAAAUUUCGAUCCUCAUCUCAUAACAUAUUUUCAAUGUGUUCGAAUUUCAAGGUCACCCUUGAUUAACAGUGACUGGUGAAUUUAAACAAGAAUUUAUUUUAGCAAAGCAAGAACUCGCUGUAGGUCGUAUGUGGCCAUUUCGUACAUGACAAAAGAAAAAUGUUUACUUUUUCAGCUGUAUCUAUUUAAAAUAUUGAGUAGUGUAAUUUCAAGCGCUGAUCUACGUAGUGUCGUCGCUAGAACAGCUUUUAAAAGUCAUCUUUUGUUUUAGUAGAUUCCAUGACUUUCCUUGCUCGUUUCACGUCUUCAGGUUGUCAAUUUCACCGGCAUAAGAACCUCUUUAAUUUAGGAGCAGAAGAUUAUUUUUGUUGUCUGAAAUUUGUUUUCUUAAAAAGAGUCACCUAUUUGCAUUUCUUGUGGUGUACAUGUAAAUCAAAAUCAAAUAGACUUCUCCCUAGGGAGAAAUAAAAUAGGAGAGUAAUUUGGCAUCCUUUGGAGAAAUAGGCAUAAUGUCAACAGAACAGGCAAAUUUCAAUAGGUUAUUAUUAAAAACUAAAAUGUAUGUAACGAUUACUUUGUGGAAGAAAUGUGUUCUAGAAUUGGGGUGGUGAGGUGAAUAUGUAGGACAUUUAAUUCAUCAAUAUAUAUAUGUAUGAUUUAAUUUUUUUUCUUUUGCUUGUGACUAUUGGUGCUUUUAACCAAAAAUUUUAUAUUUACAUAAAUGAAGACUGCACUUAUUUCAAGAGGCAAGAAGAAGUCAUUUGAAAUUAAUACUUCUUCAAUUAACAGAUGUUGUUGAAUGACAAAAACAAUAUUAAAACAUUGCAUGAAUUUUGCUAGUUUAAAAAAAUGUGUCAGGAAGAAGAAAUAUUCUUUGCAUAUUUUGUGUCGAAAUCAUUCAAGAGAAAUUGUAACUUUCAUCUUUUACUGGUAUAUAACUAAUUUAGCAUGGGAAAGUUUCAGUGGAAAGGAGACAUUCCCAAAUUAAAGUUUUAUCUCGAUGCAACUUAAGAACCCUAAAAAUUCAAAAUGUAAAAUGUGGCGUAUCUACAACUGUUGGGCAUUUUAUUUGUUUAUUCAGUCUAGCUUAAGUAAUAUAUUAUUCAUAAAAUAAAGCCUUCUAAUUCUAGGUACUGAGCUGCCUUGUCAUACAAAAUGACGGUUUUCUAGACUGUAUUUACUGAAGCUUCAUAAAUCGUUGCACAGUGUUUGGAAGUAUAUGACUGGCAAACUAAUAUGAACGGUAUACCAUAUAGCACUGAAAUUUUCCUAUGUACAUUCAGAGAUGUAGCUAAGGAAAAGAUCAAUAGAUAAGCAGGCUUAUUAAGUAGUCAAGCUGGCCUUUUUACUCAACUGCAUCUCUAAAAUUGCUCGAUGUUUUUUUUGGGUGCAAUUUGAGCUGGAGCCAGCAGCCGGCCCUUAAUGACAUCCCUGCAUAUUACAUUAUGUCUGCACAGCAAGUGGUACGUCAUUCUAUACAAUAACCUGGAACACAAACUGAAUGUCAUUGUAAGCAUUUCUUGAUAGUUUUUGAUUUUUGACCUGCUACAAAUGCCUUAAACCUUUGCUGCAGGAGCACCACCUUAUUUGAAUUGAACAUUUUUUCUUUUUUGUUACCUUUCUUUUUUAUUUUAUUUUUCAAUCCUAUAUUAUUUUUUCAUGUCAUAGGUGAUUGGCAGGUGACUCCUUGACCUUGAGUUUUCUGGAGGCUUGACAAAGGGGUUGGCUAGACAUCUGAGUGAAACUAAUACCAAAAUGCUCCUUUUAAGGAUUCGUACUAAAAAAAUACACACACACACACAUGUACAGGGCUGGAUUACUUUUAACUUUUAGUGGUUUUAUGGCUUGGCAAACUGGAACAGAAAAUCAAAAUGUGAAACACUGAAGAGAUUUCUAAAAGAUACCUUGAAUGAAUCUCAUUGUUUGACUUAAAAAUAAGACUGACAGUUUUCUGAACUUUCUUCAGCCACCAAAUAUUUUACUGGGCAGGUAUAAUUUAUAUUCAUUCGUAAAGUACAGUACAAGGGAAUUUCUGGACUAAAAGGUUUUUAAAAGGAAGAAAAAAAAAAGAAUAUCAAAAAUGAAAAUCCAUUUGUCACUGGAUAUUAGGGCACUGAUCACCACCUAUUAUAAGUCCAAGAAGCAGGAACCAGCUUUUUAAAAUUUAUGGUCAAAACUGAAAAAAAAAACAUUUACAUGUACCAGAUGAAUGUUUCUUUACUUUUUUGUGUGGCAUACAAUUUACAUAGAGCCUGAGGAAACAGCCAAAAUUUUACAAUGCUACCACUGGUUUCCUUGCGAAGUCUAGGGAAUAAGUGCAGAAAUUCCUUAUUGAUGAUGUGCCGCUAUGUAACCUGAUUGGUUGAAGCAAAUUUUCCUUGUGGCACGACCAACAAGAAGCACUACCCAGAUAUGGACAGUAUCACGUCAUUAAUAUGGAAUUUUUAAGCUUGUUCCUCAGACAUUAUUUGCGGGAAACCAGCAUCAUGAAAUAGUGGCUUUUUUCCCAGGCUAAGUUGCAUACACCUGACGUCUAGGACAGCCCUUACUGUUUUUCAAAAACAUUAAAAUGUGUUUUUCAUAUAGUGUCCAGGCAGAUAAGGUUACAAAAAUUAAUGGAAUGCAUGCAGUGAGUUUUUAAGCUUGAAGGUGACUACCUUAUGGUACUCAAUUUCUUGUUUUUUGCAAUGAUAAAACAAUCAUGAAAUUAAAGACCCGUGAAUAAAAAUCCCCAUGAAAUUUAAUACUUGUAAACAAAAUUCAAAUCACAGGAAAAAAGGAUAACAUUUAAUAACAACAACAUAUAAAGGAUGUGCAUCGACAAAUACACAAAUUAUUAACUGGUUUAACUGGUAAGUUCUUUUUUGUACAUGUGUAUCUUCUGUUGUGAAAUAGCCUUAAUUUGUAAAGGUUUCACAUUUGGAGUAAAGAAUCUUGUUAACAUUUUCAUCCAUUUUAUCUAAAAAUUUUUAAAAGUUCAGAAAUUUUGAAAAAUUACGUGAAGUUGUCUGUUGAGAACGUUUGAGUCGCAAAAUUUAAUGCCCCUUUUCAUACUUGUGUAUUGAAAUCGCGAAAAUAAAAGCAAGCAAAAUACUGUCUCACUAAAAUCGUGAAAUUGAGUACCCGCAAAUUAAGUACCAAUAAGGUAUCUAAAAGUUAAUUUUGUUCUUUUUCCAGAAUCCUUUUUGAACAGUCCAGAGUUUACAACCCUUAGAGUGGACAGCAAUUGUGAAUUACGCUUGGUGAGUCUUAAUUCUCUUGUCUCCUAAUACUAUCACCUCCCCAAAGUUUCCCUGAACACUUUACCCUCCCCCCACCCCUGUUUACUCAUUAUUCCAAACAAAAACUAGCGUGCAGUUGAAACUUGUUAAAAGGGAAACCAUACACUGUGGCAGAAAAAUAGAGUCUUUCAUAACCGUCCAUGACCAAAAGUUUGGCUUUAAAUUAAAUAUUCAGGGAUGAGAAUAAUUUUUUUUGUUUUAAGUGGUUGCUGAAUUGUGGACUAGACUCCUGUCAGCAAAAAGGGGCUAUAUGCUCAUUUUCUCCCAGAGAAUACAAUUUAAGCAUUCUAGUUUAUCAAUAAAGAAUAUUUAUGAUGGCAAACUUUAGUAUUUAACAAAUAGAUUCCAUGUUGCCAUGCAUCUGUUCAGAUACAUGGGAUAGACGACGUCGAACUGUGGUAAGAACAAAAAAAUGGCAGAGGAGUCACAGGCUAGUGUGUGUCACUCUUACAGCAGUAAGACGUCCCGUAGGCAGCUGCAGUGUACGUACUGCCAGCAUAUGGGUUUUGAAAUCCAUGGAGAUGCCUCUCAGAUCUCCCAGACUUUUCAGGGGGAACAUAUUCAACUGGACCAAAUUGUUCAAGACUUUAAGACAAUUAGAUACAAAAGUUAGUUUCCACACCAAAACACAUGAUAAUACUACAGCACUGUAUGCUCUGUUUGUACAUUUUAUAAUGCCAUGCUCUAUAUGUAGUCAACCCAGUUUGCUAACGAUGCUUUAAACAACCUGACCUUGCAUUAUAUUUUUUUGCUUGGACUCUCACAGUUUAUUUUUUGUAGGGCAUUGUUGGUAGCUCAAUCUCUGGCAAGUCAGACUUAUUGCACAGAUAUCUGACUGGUCAGUAUGCAAAGGUGGAUUCAUUCACUGGGCGCCACAAGAAGGAAGUGUGUUAUGAUGGGCAAAGCCAUCUGUUAUUGAUCAGGAACGAGACUGGGCCUCCUGAUUUGCAGGUAUUCAAUAUUUUGGUGAUGAUAAUGGGGAUAAAGAUGAUGAUGAUGAUGAUGAUGAUGAUGAUGAUGAUGAUGAUCGGUGAUUUUGUUACCUCUGCGUCCUGUGUCCCUGAUACAUAAAAAUCCCCAAAGACUCACAAAAGUUCAUGGCAUGUGCCCCGUAGCAUGCAAAGAUCAAUCGAUCAAUCUAAAGAUGUUUUUGUAGAAUAUCCUGUUUGUGUCCACUUUUUUCAGCCAAUUAAAACGAGAAAUUAUUCCAAAGUUAAAGUUACUGUCCAAAAAGCCACUUCAAAAUCUUGCUAGCAAGAUAAAGGUUAAGACGUAUUUCAGCACUUUCGGGGCUGAAGAUGUAUUGUAGUACCUUCAUAUGCAAUGGCAAAGUUUUCAUCAACCAAAAAACUAUCAAGGCUACAUGUCCACUCUUCCGGGCUGUCUGUUGGUGUAAUGUAGCUCGUGAAAAUUUUUUUCUUUUCCUUAUAGUUUACACAGUGGGUGGAUGCAGUGAUCUUUGUUUUUAGCCUGGAUGAUGAGCUUAGCUUUAGUGUUUUAUCCAGUUACUAUGCAAAAAUGGCUCAAUAUAGGAAGUACAUAUCGGAUAUUCCUGUGGUCCUGGUUGCAUUAAAUGGUGAGCAAAAAAAAAAUCAAAUGAGAUAGUUAAAAAAAUAAUGAAACAAUAUAGGAGUUUUUUGGAGAGGGAAUUGGGCAGUGGUGGGGGUGGGGUAGUAUUUGGUGCAUUUCGGGUCUGGGCACACCCUGCAAGACCUGGGAACUGGGUCGGAUGAUAUGACUUAAGAGAUUUCCCGAAUGGAAACUUCUGCCUCUGGUUUAUGUUAUUUCAUUUUCUAGGGUUAAGUUAAAACUUUUUAAACUCAAACUUUCCACCUUACCUGUAUUUAAAGAGUGACAAAUGCCGACCUUUAAUUUGCUUCCGGCAAUUCCUCAAGCCACCUAAUCAGAUCAAUUCUUAAGCACGCUGUCAGCUUUGUAAGGUUUGGCUUAGGGAACAACUUAAGAUCACCCGUUUUCAGGGCGAAAACGCGUCCGAAUGCAGAAAUAAGAAUAAAAAGAAAACAACGACAACGAUAACAAAAAUACACACAAUUUUGAUUUUUAUAAUUAUGCCACUUUCAUUCUUUUAGAAAUUAUAAAACAGGUGUCCUUUUUUUUCCCCAAAGACGGUGUUAUGAGUAUUGAUCAGUCAGGGAUUGUAAGCACGCAGCGAAUAAAGAAGCUUAUAUCAGAACUUAAACAGUGUGUCUACAUGGAGGCCUCGGCUCUGACAGGAGACAAUGUGGAUCGUGUUUUUAACACAGGUUAGUUCUAAUUCCAUGGUUUUUUUUGGUUAGGCUUAUAUCUCUUAAAUACUCAUCUUCAAAGCUUCCGGUUAAAGAAGCCUAACCAUUGUGUUAUGGCUUAGUGUAUUGGUCAAAAAUGGCUCUAAAGUAAAUCUGCAAAGAAUCUUUACUUAACGACCUGUAAAGCUGCUUUUUUAUUCAAAAGUAGCCUGCUUUACAGCCGCCCCUCGCAUCGUCCAGACUAUUGGCUUUAUACCGGCGGUUUAGAAUGUCUGCGACACAGGCCGCAGGUUACUCUAAACAUACUUUUACUUAUCUAAAAAGUAAACAGGUUAUAACAGAUACGUACCUCUUCAUUCUUUUAAAUUUCUUUCAAACAAUUAGUUUAAUUUUAUUACAAUAACAUUUGAGUACAUACACUGAACGUUGGUUGCUGCCCGCGGUAGGCUUCAACACCCGCAUCUUCUUUUUAUUAGCGGCAAUCGCUGUUAAGUUAAAAAGUAACACAGAGCUUGUACGUAACUGCUGUUAUCCGCAAAAAUGUCUUACAUACAUGGUUAACGUGACGUUCUUCUUCUUCUUUUUUACUUAAAAAGCCGAUUCUUGUCGUUGAAAAUGUUUCACGCCCAACAAGGUUUUUUGGCAAAUGGCGACGACAGGUCUGCAGUUUUGACAGUUUUAUCUUUCAAACAGCCAGAACUUUUUUAAAAUAAACUUUCAAUCGAUUUCCAACAAGUUUAGUAAAUCAGGAGCGUGUUAGUUUGACCGCGGUUAGGGUGUUAUCCAUAGUCCUCCCCUUUCGCAGACGUUCCUUUAGCUCGUUCCACGAUCCUGUGGGCUAAAAGAGCCUCGGCGCAGGAGUGAGGCAAAAGCCACAUGCACUCCCUUGAGUGCCUUCUUCUUGAGAUCCUGGUUUGUAGAUCGCUGGACUUUUCAAUGAUCGUUGCGAUCUACGGAAACCAAAAAUAAAGUCUCAGCGAUCUAUGAAGAGUUGUUUCUACAUUAAAUCACGGCGAUCGCUGGACUUUUAUUUUAACCAUCCUAGCAACCAUUUGCAAAUCAGGCUAAAUCUAUGCCUAAACUCGCCUUAACCCUUUUUGGCUGUUUUUGUCCAGUGUAAUAGAAACCUUUUUAACAAUUGCUUUUAAAAUCUUCAUUGCGAAACAAUGCGUGUUCGUGUGGCAUUGACCUUAACAAAACGGGGGCGUUGUGCUUGUUGCGAAGGUUUAUCCAACCUCUCCAACCUGCUUUUUAACGCGAAGGCGUUCAAAAUUUUGCCAAGUCGUGCCACCUUGUGGUAAAUUCGAGUCGUCACUGUUAAAUUUGCGUAACAUCGUCGAAUAAACGACAUUUUUAACGGCAAAAUGUACAUGUGUUGUAUUGUUAAGCUGUUAGCCUGUUUGACACUGUUGACAGGGACUGGAAAGGCAGAAAGGGAGGAAUUUAGGAAUUUCUCACGAGCAGUAAUCUCGAGGCCUCCCUUACAGCUCCCCCACACACCCCGCCCGGCGCAUGCGUUUCACACAGUUUGCAGUUGUCUUUGUGUUGUGUGAAACGUGUUAAAAUCGUCAAGCAAUGUUUAUUUUUUGUUUCCUAGCCGCUUUCUUUUCUGGGGCUCAUCGUACAGUCAACCUGUUCAGUCUUACCCCUCCCUCACUCAAAUCCUCAGAACGUAGUCCCCCCCCUUCCGCCGUCAGCGAAUUCACUGUUUACAGAAACAGUUCUAAUUGAAUCACUGCAGGCAUUAUUAUCAGCACUUUUAGAGGCCACCUGACGAAUUUCGCAGUGUAGCACAGCGCGAAUUAAAUGAUAACGAAAAAGGGAAAAAUUAUUGUGCAUGAUUAUGAUUCAUAAUUUCCCCAUUUUUGUUCGUGCUGUCCAUAACAGGGAUGACGCUAUUUCCGAAUCACUUUCUUUUUCUUUUCUUUUCUUCCCCUUUGUAAUAAUAAUCAUGCGCAAUAAUUUUUCCCUAUGAAAGUGGUUCGGAAAUAGCGUCAUCGCUCUUAUGGACAGCAGGAACAAAAAUGGGGAAAUUAUGAAUCAUAACAAAAAUAUUUGCCGUUUUCACGUUAAUAUGCAAAUUUUUGGAAAUUAUUUUUACCUGGUUUAAAUUUACAAUUGGCUGGAGAAAAAGAGGCGAAAUGCUGUUAACACAAUCAUUUAAAUGAUUUCGUGGAGGAAGUUUUGUUAUUCUAAGUAAUAAAAGUCAUCUAUGGGAUAAAAACUAAGUAACUAAUCUUGUUAACCCCUUUCGCCCGCCAGCCAGCCGUGUUAAACCGGAAAUGUUUCAUUCCCGAUCAAGCAUGACAUGAAAUAAAGGUUUGACACGAAACAGAAGUGGCAGAAAUGGCAACUUACUUUAGGUUAGAUAUUUUACAUAUAAUUUGUAAAAUUUUUUGACGUUUAUUGUGUGGCUUAAAGUGCAUAAAAUUUUCUUAUUCUGUUAAGUGAAAUAUGGCACUUAUUUUCCGGAAGAGAGACGAUCUUCGGUUUAAAAGUAUUUGUGAAAUUUGAAACGUGCAAAACAGUGUUGUUAAUGAACGGUUAGCCGCUGACCAACAUUUUCCUGAGGACUGAGCAACAAUUGACUGAUAAGAGAAACUGUUUGUACUCCUAGCUGGCUUGAUACCGAGAUUUUUGAUCAUCUUUGAGAAAGAGCAGGUUUAGAAAAGAUUUUUUCUAGAAUUGAAAGGGAGGGAAGAACUGUUCAUCGACAAAGUUGUUCCGCACCUUUUCUUUGAAAGGCGGGCUGUGGCGAUUGGAGGCCGAGCAUAAGCUAAAAGACAAAAACACAAAGGUGGUAUUCUUUCACCAUGGAGUAGCUUGCAUCGAGGAAACGAAAGUUCUGGAAACAUUUACUUAGUUCAGACAUCUUCUACGAAGGUAAUAAUUUCAUCGAAUGGUCUUUUCGUCGAUGGUUUUUGCUUGGGAGAGAUUUGGUCGUCGCGAAUCUGGCAUCCGUAGUGACAAUUAUAAUCAGUUUGUGUUGGAGAAGAUUUGAUUACAUUUGAGCCUUCUUUAAAUAGCAUAAAAAUAUGAUGCGAAGAAGCUUUCAGCUCUCUGGAUCUUACGAUAUCAUCAAGGAUGCAACAGAUCUGGCAAGUAAGUCUCUAGGUUUUCAGUUUCUUCGAUUCUUUUAGCUUUUCAAGCUAAAAGUAAGUGCAUUACAAGUGUUUAUUGAUCUUCUUUUUUUGAAGCCCAGCGUUAUUGCUGUAGUACUUCACUUUUGCUUUUAUCUGUUGUCUGAUGCGUGUCGCAUACGAGAGUCUUUGAUAAUGAUCGUCUUUCCGUGAAAUUAAUUUUCAAGAUAAUAUUUAUAACGAUAGUCGUCUCUUUUUAAUAUAGUUUGUUGUUUACUUCGAUCUGCAAAUGAAAGCACAGCGAGCUGUUAAAGUUAGAAUACUGUAGUCAUAGUUUUUCACUAGAAAUUUACACAAUCGAGUCCUUGGUUCGAUAUUUUCGCAGUUGUUUUAGUUAAACAGAAAUAUUGCCUUCGAUGUAAAUUUGCUUGACACACAUUUGGCAGAUGUAAAGAUUUAAUAUUGCCCGUUGCACGAGUCUUGAUAUUGAUAUCUAUUGCUGUCACAUAUUAGAUUCGACGUCCAAUUCUAAUUACUACCUUGAAUUAGAAAAUUACACUACAUAAAAUUAGUUAUUGUCUCUUUGCUCAUUCUAAGUAUCGAUUUUGGGUGUUUCUCGAUUUCUUCUCUCCAAAGUUCUUUGUAGACCCAGGUUUCUUUCGAACAUAGUAUAAAAGUUUAUAGUGCGCGGUUCGAGAACUCAGAAACAUCAAAACAAACACUCACUAAAUUAUGUUUGUUGAAAUGAUAUUUAAGUUCUCGAAUCCUUGCUCGCAUGAAGAAAAGACCCGUGAUGAAGUUUGCAUAGCUACAAAUGUACAACGUAAAUUUCCGGCGGGUUGUUCGGUAAAAAAUAUUUUUUGGCGUCGAAUUCCACCACAUUAUAAUACAAUUCAAGUCGCUUAUGCAGUUUCUCAUUCUCGCUUACGCUUGCUUGCACAUGUUCAUCGCCGGAAGUUUUUCCUACACCUAUGCCCUGUCAAAAAUCAUGUUACUUAAUUCUCUUGAUUUUAUCGAGCAGUGUUUUGCAAUUUGUCAUCGCGAUCUUUGUAAUUUUCCGUUCCUCUUUAGCGGUAACAAGUCUUUCUGUUUUCGUAGCAAUCAGCCACUUAGCAUAAUUUUCGAAUUUCCCCAAUGUUAUGUUUACAUCGUCUCCCGCUGUGUUGGCGGGUUUGUACUUUGUAACUUGUUCGUCUGUAUAAUAAUAAGUACUCGCAUGUGUUUAGAACUCUUAUUACUUGAUUUGCCAGCAAAACUUGCUUUGAUUUAAUUCCGCCUGUGAAAAGAUAAUUUUUAUUGGCUUUGCUCACGGUACUAAAUAUAAUUAGUCAGUUUGUGAAAAUGAAAUUUUUUGAAAAUGUAAUUCUUAUGCUAGUCGAUGUUAUGAAUACAAAAGAAUACAAUUAAUUGGAAAAUUAUGGCCAAAACACAAUUUAAAUCCGUUACAUUAAAGGCAGUGUUUUGUUUGUGAAGAGUAUUUCCUUAAAAUGUGAAAGUAGGAUACUCUUGCAGAUCUGUGCUUUGGCAUACAGUCAUCUUUACAUUGAGAUAAAAAUUAUUUAGUGCUGAGCAACUUAUAGUGUUAACUGAUUUUUGAUAAUUAAUGAUCAAUACUUUAUGACUUUUUGAUUGCUGGGGUUCUGAUAGGAAAAUUAUCGCGAUAUACCAUUUAAGCUAUGUCUUAGAUAAUUAUCUGCGAUGGAUUGAAUUAAUUAUUAUUGACGAGUUAGAAUCUUGGUUGGAGUGUGGAAAUUUUCCCGAGCUUUCCGUUGUUAGUUUUGUCUUCUUUCUGAAUUAUACAGUUUUAAGCUUGUAUGCUGGUGGAUGGCAAGUCCCAAUGCAGUCCUCAAUAACUGGCGUAGUUGUAACUGAAUUUUGUCCCUGCUUGCCAUAUAGCCUCCUCACUAGUUAGGUCCAAUCUACGUUUUGUCAAGGGCCAUUAAAAAAUGUACUCAUGUAAAAUAGAAAUGACAUGUUUGUGUAUUUUCUGACACAAUUUUUCUAUCAAUUUAAUCAAAUAUUUGACGUCAAGUACGUUUUGAAUUUGUCAUUAUAUUAAUCUUAUAGGAGCCAAAUUUUGCCAUAUUGAACUAUCAUUGGAUACGGUAUUAUUUUCCCUCUUGCAACUUCAUCCCUAGCUCAGGCACUUUAUGCCCUAAAAGAGUGGAACUUGUGGAAACUAACUGCUUAAUAAUACCGGUACACUUGUACUAUUAUUAAAGAAAAAUGUACAUAAAUUCAAGUUUAUUUAAUGCCCAUAUAUUACUAAUUAAUUUUUGACAGUCUUUUAUCCACCCCACAAUCUCUUGGUUAGAUCUCAAGAUUAUCAGAUUUUAAAUCACUGUUUUUAAGUUAAUUUAAAGUUACAAACCCAGCUGAGAUGUGACACCUGUUGCACUAGUCAUAUCUCUAUGGGUCAAUAUUUUUUUAUAUUCAGGUCAACUUUUUUCACCUAGGAUGAAUCUCAAUUUCUCUUUGUCUCCUAGCCCUAAUUCCUGAAUAAUUAGUCCUGGGAUUUUGACUUGUAUCAUAAACAUGAGAAAAUACUGUUUUAAAAUAAAUUAUUGAUCUUUAUCAACACUUUUGGUUAUUUAAAGUCACACACCCUGCUGAGGUCUCACACUUGUUGCCUCAGUUACCUUAUACUCAUUGUAAUUCACCAAUCUUUGUUUUAGAUUAUGAGAUCUUUAUCAAUUCUCUUGGUUAAUUUCUAUAAACCCCUGCUGAGAUGUCACAGAUUAGUACGCAUGAAAUAGAAAAGUAACUUUGUAAGCUUUCUCUUCUUAAUUGUACACCUUGCCCUACACCAUCUCAAAAUGUUGGCCAUAAAGAGACCAAGUAUAUUUGGGACUCUAAUGCAGGAAAUAAGGACUGGUAAGAACAUAAAAGAAGAGGCAACCAGCAACCUAAAUAUUUUAUGGGUUCCUAAAAGAAAAAAGGGAACAAACAAACAAAAACAACAGAAAGUAAUCGUUAAAGUGGUGCUCUGAUGCGAAAGCCGGAUUUAGUUGUCACACUGAAUGUAGACUGUGGGAAUGUAGACACAAAGUUAAGAAUUGAAAAUGUCUUUGGUAUUGGUAGGCUAGAUAUGGACCAGAAAUGAUGCAAUUCUGGUGUAUGUAGCCUUGUUUGCUGUCACCAGAGAGGGUGUUGAGCAUGGUCAGUUAUUAAGACUGCUCUAAAAUCUUCAGUCUUAUCCUAAGCUGUAAUCUGAGGGCCAUGAUGAGUGUUUGCUUCUGUGGCUUUCAUUUAAGUUCACAGAAACUGAAAGUGUGUUCAUUGUACUUAUUUGUCACUGAAAAUUUUUGGUUGACAGCCAUUGAAAAGCUGAUACAAGCAAAAACUGAAACAAGUCCUGUUCUGACAUCAUUUGAUCCAAUCCACUCGCCAACAGCAAAGGACCCUCCUGAUCAAGGACAAACAAAUUUCCCUUCACAGAGCCCUGUUAGCAGUGCGGCAUCAACACCAUCAUCUUCAACCAAACGAUCGUCAAGAAGAAGAACAAUGCUGUUCAGUUCAUCGGUAUGUACAUUGUAAUCAGAGUUAAUGAGUAACACUGUAUUGUUUUCCUUCUAAGUCACUAUGUAUUGUUAGUGAGGUUGCCAUGUCAUAAUCAAAACAGUUUGAACCCAUUUUGCUUCCUUUCCUCUUGAUGUAUGCUACCUUAUACAUUACUGCUAGAAUAGAAAACACCAACCGUAACAAGCCUCUCAGUCUGAAAACAACUGAAUGGAGCAGGGCUCAAGACUUACUCUUCUAUCUGCUAGCGAUUAUGAGUUAGUGACAGGCUUAAUUUUGUUUUAAAAUGUGUAGAAAAUCCUCUAGAGGCCAUGUAAUGAUGAAAUUAAUGUUUUGUUAAUGAUGGAAGUACACACAGCAAGUUCACAGGGGAUCCCACACAAAUAAUUUGAAAUUUAGCAUAACAGGAUUAGAAAAAAAGCAGUUGGCAUAAGGCAAUCAGUUGGCUAUUUACAAAGGUGGUCAAGAGUUUGAACUUGGGACGACUGCUUAACAAAUCCAGCUAGAGGUCAGAGGAGGCCUCAGACAUGGACUGCUGGAUUUUAAGUCUAACACACUGACCACUCGGCCACAGUUCUUCCUUAAAAGAUGACCUGCUGAUAAGCCCGGUGGCUUCUCUUGGGCUUCCUUGCCAUGAGAGUUUAAGUAAUUAGAUUUUAUUUGAUUUGUACAAUUUUUGGCAAACAAAACAAAACAAAACAAGAAUGACGGGAAAUUAUUUCCCUUGUCAGGAAGUUAAAUUUCACUGGAUAGAACUGCUGAAUUGAGGCUAUGGAUAGUUUAAUUUUUUACGCAGUUGGUAUGAAAAAUCCUAGAAUCAAGAUGGUAUCACAAUGGGCUCUUGGAGUGAAUUGUUUGGAAGGAGAAAGAAUUAUCAACUGAUCUACACACAAUAUUUUGAAAUUCAAUGCAAAACUGAAACAUUUUCCCCAUCCAUGUUGAAUGUUUCAGUGGCUUUCAGUUUCCCAAGAAUUUCAGUUUCUUUUUAGAUCUUCAUAUGUAGGUACAGAUACUCAAUUUACUGUUUCUCAUGAAGACUUGUUCUUACUUUUUGGUUAGUAGGAAAUAACAUAAUAAGGGUUUAGUUGGUAUUAAUAACCUGUUAUUGGUGAUUUGGACUUCUAGUGCAUUAGCAACAAUAUUUUGAUGUACAAUAAUUAUGUAAGCAACAAUACUUUGCACUCAUGACAGGUGAUUCCUGUAAUUUCCUUAUGAAAGUGGCUAGUUUGUGCAAAUGGUUGACUAAAGCUUUUGGUCAUGGAUUAAUGAUUAUAUUAUUAUUACAAGUUUGUGUCCUAAGUUAGAAAUACUUUAGGAGUGUGUGCAAGUUGAGUGAUUCUGGCACUGUUUUUUUCUGGCAGUUGAGCUAAUAAUUUCAGGGAAUUAGGUAUACACAUAAUUUUUCAAAUAAUUAUGGAUUCAUUAUAAUUAUUGUUUAAUUAAUAGGCACAGCAUUCUCAAGCCAGUGUAAGUUACGUCCUUCCACUGACUGUAUACAAAUUGAACAAACCUUAGUAGUUCACUUCUAUUUCUCAUGAUUUGCUAAUUUACGUGCAUCACUGCUUUAAUCUGAUCCUUGAGGACAAUUGCUUUGUUCCGAGCAGCAAUUCCUUGCUGGGUUGAGAGGCUUCAAGUUAAAACUAUGACUGUUCAUACUGUCACAUCCCUUGUAUAAAAAACGUUGUGGUUAUGUUAUUACUAUUAACAUAAAGUUUCAAUAUUUUUUAUAGAAAGAAAAGAAGGAGAAGGAAUUAGUGACAGACACAGAUGUUGGAAGUGGGCGAUCAAUUCCCUUAAAACAGGUGAAUUUUAUUAUUACUGGAUCAGUUGUAGUCCUUUUAAUAAAGUGCAGUUGAGUCGACAAUUUUUGGGCAAUAUUCUAAGGUUUUGAACAGCAGCAAAAAGGAUGUGAGAUAUCUUAUGGAUUUUUAGUCAGUGGAGAACAUGUGUUUCCUGUUAUCAAAUGGUUUUAAUAUGAAAAUGAGACAAGUUCCUGGAGGCAGGAGAGGUUUAUUUUACAGGUCACAUUUCACAGGUUAUGAUUAAAGGUCUCUGUUUUAUUAGUAGGUAACUAAAUCAAGCAGUUUUUCUUCAAUCUAAAACAACAUGUUGGAUAGAGUUUAGGGCUAGGAUACACUUCUGGUCCUUUUUAUUUAUCUGUGUCACGGUAACCUGCAUUCUGACCUGUGGAAUGUGACCUGCAUAAUUUUGUAAAAAAAAUAACAGCUGCAAGUUGCUUGCUUGAAAAUGAGAUAAAUUUGCAUGACAGCGAAAUGGUCUCUACCAAAAUAAUGAUUAAGCGACUACAAUGCUGACUCUAAUGUUUAAUUACUUAAACGGGCUAUAAAAGUAAGAGAAGUUAAGACAAUCCAUGUUGAUCAUCCUCUUUGUACAUGCAGAAGAGUUUAAAUUUGUACAACUUCUUUUGUACUUUGCUGUUUAGCACUGGUGUUGGAAACCAUAACAUCUCCAUAAUUUAAUUUUCUUUUUCUUCCAGGGUUAUUUGCUCAAGAGAAGCACCAGCUCAAUCAACAAGGAAUGGAAGAAAAAAUAUGUUACCCUCCUAGAAGAUGGAGUUCUGGCGUACUAUCCUAAUUUGCAUGUAAGCACCCUAUUAAUCACCAUGAUAUCAAAAGCAUAAUACUGUAAAUACUUAAAUUGGUGCCCUCUUUCAAAUAAGUGACUCCUUUGAAUUAGCUCCCCCUCCCGUUAUUCCAAGAAACCCAAUCUUUUAUAAAGUAAGAAAAAUCACUGAAUAUACAGUGUAGAAGGAGAAUGGAAGAACUUUGAGGACCUGAGAGGAAACAGGACUUUGACAGCAACCACUCAGUGAUUAGUGUGUUUCUUCUUACAGACGCAUGUACGAACCAGUUUACUGUCACAGUAAAUGUAUUAACUGGCUGGAAAUUAAGAAAAUGUAAUUUUGAAGCUAGAAUUAGAGAAGCAAAAUAAGUGCACUCUUUAAAUAAGAACCCUCUUUAAAUUAGCCUUUCCCCCACCCCCCACCCCAGACUCAGAAAAUUAAGUUACUUCCCUGCAUCCCAAUUUAAGCAUUAACUUGAGCCUGUCCUAUCAUAAUAAUAUUGUGAAAGUUGCAGUUUUAAUGCCUCACAAGAAUACAACUAACAAAGGCAGAGUUUACGCCAUGCCAGCCAAUUUGAAAAUGCAAAUUUUUGUUCCAUAAUCAGCUUCUCUGUAUACAUCCCUUAAAAAAGAGCUUUUGAAAAAAUAUGAUUCUCAGCACUCAGACUUACCAUUAUUACAGUGAUGCAUACACUACAGUCAAUCUAACAAAGUGAAAUUUUUGUGUUAAUUGUUGACAGGACUAUAUGGAUGAUGUUCAUAAGAAAACCAUAACAUUGAAACACACUACUGUCAAAGUGCCUGGAAAAAGACCACCUAAAGCUACCACACCAGCUCAAGGUACCACAAUUUAAACUUGUACUGUAUAAACUUUCCAUGCCUAGAAAUGAUUUGUUUUUAAGGUAUACUCGAUUCUCAAGCGAACAAUACUCUGAAACUUAAGGGUAGUUUUUAUCUUAAAUCUGGACUUCCACAGAAUGAUAGCCACCUGACUUACAGUCAAGCUGAGUCAAACAUGCCCCUAGAGAAUCUUUUAAUGCACUGUUAUUUGAAAAUUGAAUUGGUUUGUCCUUGCCAAUACUGGUAUCAAAUUCAAAUGGGUAUUCCUAUGUACAUAAGGAGUCUAUGAAUUUUAUGUAGACCACAACUUCCCUGCAUUUGGUCAGAUUAAAAACAUUUCUCACUUUGAAUGGUUAAAAUUCCUAUGAAGAUCUCAUUUCAGUUCAAUGUUUACAUCACUGGGCGGUGAUGUGAAGCUGUUAGCUUUCUCUCCUUUUCCCUUCCUUAUCAAUUGUCAGGGGUUGUAAAAGGAUCCUCACUACUGUUUGAAAAGAGUUGAGGGCGUAGUCCCUGGAAAUGUGUUUGAUCUUUUCAAGGAAGUGGAAGGGGCUGUCAUAAACCUGUAUAUCUGACCUCAUGCUGUUACGGUUAUCAAGCCGUGCAUCAAGAAGUACUGAAUCUAGUAAAUGUAAAAUCUAUAUUUUUAGCAAUUAAUGAAUAAGGCUGAGUAGGAUAUGAAGAAUUAAGCAGAUCAAGGAGGGUGUUAUCCACAGAGGCCGAAUUAUCGUACGAAAGCUGAAUUCAUUAAUUGCUCUAGAUCUAUUAUUCAUUCAAAAUAAUUCCUAGUUAAAAAACAUAGCUAAAACAUGCUUACCUGUAUCGAUGUUAAGUUUAUCUUCGAAAGUGUACGUUUAGGUUUGUCCAGCUCUGCAAAUAUUCUCUAAAUACCAGAUGUCAUCCUCCGAGUUGUCUUCUUGCUGUUUUUGCUAUGUUUUUAGCUAUUAUUUCGCCUAGUUCCAGCUGUAGUUCUUACUCUUGAAACAAGUGAAGUGUCUGCCAUUUUAGUUUUCACCACAAAAUCACAAACUCGUCCCCAGGUCGUCUCGGUUAACGGUGCAGUAACCUGUAGAAGGCUGCAUUUUUGACGUCAUUUCCUCGUUAAACACAAAAUUCUUCCAAAUUUGGUCAUCGUUAACUAGUUAUGGUGAAUCAUGCAUGUGCUUUUAACCAAUCAGAAUUGGGGAAAUAUUUUGAAUGAAUAAUAAAUAUUAUAUAUUUUUUUACCAGGAAAUUCAAGGCCAACAACACCUCCUAUGGAAACUGAUAACAACAACAGUGGCAGUGAAAUAGGAAUUAACAUUACUGAUGGUGUACAAAAUGGAACAGAUUCUUAUACGAGCUACAACUCUCUUUCAUCUCAACAUGAUAUCGAUGGUGCAUUAGCCAGUAUCGGAAAUCAGUUAGUUACUCCUGCGUCAACAAAUAUCAGUGCUAACUCAACAAAGACUGAUUCUUCAAGUGUAAUUAAGAAAAAGAACAAAAGAAGCAAGCAUACAAAAUCUUGUGAAAUAGACUAUGAGGAGCUUGAAAAGGCUUUAGCGAUUGCUGCAGCCAAUGCCGUGGUACCAUCGGGGUCUAAAGUGGAGUCGAUAAAUGUGAUAUCAGGUAGCGCAAAAAAGAAGGGGCAUAGAAGAGUCAAAAGUGGCAGUGGACCCAAAGUUGAUUUAGAUCCAGGUAAUAGAUGCAUCUAGAAAUUUAUGCUAUAUUAAAGGCAUUUAUGGCUUCUCAAGUCAUCAUCAUCAUCAUCGUCACUGGUCGGCCAAGGAGCGGUCGACUGUAGGUCAUCUCCAGCUGGCUCGGUUUUGGGUAGUGCACACGUUGUCAUCCUCUGAGACAUGCUUAUUUGGGCCGAUCCAUUCCUGGACUUGGCUGGAAAAGGACUUAUGCGGUCUCCCUGGGGUUCCAAGAGGGGGUUGGGGGUGGGGGGUUCAUACAAAGCUUAGAUGUUAGUGAGCUCACUAACACUUAAUGGACCUUUCCAUGGUUUUUUCAAUUUUUUUCUUUAUGGACAAGUUUGGAAAAAUCCAUCAACUCCUCUGGAAAUAAGAGUGCCUUUAAAUUAAGAAAAUUGCCAAGUUUGAAAGUGAUUUGUUUUCAAGUUUUUCAGGCGAGCAGAAAGCUGAGGUGGAGUGCAAGACAUGCACAAUGGGGGAAGACACAGAAAAAAUAUUUUAAAAAUUAUUUUAAAUUAUUAUUAUUAUUAUUAUAGAUUAUUUUUUCUGCACCUUCCUUCAUCGUGUGUGUCAUGCAUUCCAUGUCCGCUUUUUGCUCACCUGAAAAACAUAAAAAAAUAGCACCAGCAGGUUAUAUCCAAAUUAGAGGAGUGUCCACUUGAUUGAGAUUCACAUAAAGGACUGAAGAAUGGUAGGGACCAACUUUACGUGUUCAUGUUAGGGAGUUGAUUUUAAGAGAGCGUUGACUUUGUUGCAGAAAUGACUGACUGGGAAUUCACUAUAGUAUCGUUAGAAGCAAAAAGCUGGCAGUUUGCUGCAGUUACUCAAGAGGUAUGGAAUAGUCUGUAAUAGAUAAGCUGUCAAAUAUGUAUGGCUUACAAGAAGGAGUGUUUGUCUGUGAUAUAACAAUUUAAGUAGACAAGGCUCAACAACAAAUUCAGACUUGCUGGCAUGAAGUUUGUUUAUGUCGAAGGUGUCAUCAUCAUCUUUUUUUCUGUCUGACUGAAAAGUGAAGCCAAUAGUCACUUUACUGGUACUUUUUUUGGCUAAAAAGUUUUCAUUCCUGUUGAAUUUUUACCUUUCCUUUUAUCUCAGACUGUCUUUGUCUCUCUCAAACUGUCUUUGAAUUUUGACCAUUAUACAAUUCAACUACAUCAGCACACAUUGCAGAAAGGACUACUACUCCCACAUUGGACUGUGCAGCCAUAGAAAAUGCUGUCAAGUCCAGCUUGGCCAGAACCCAAAUCCAUAGUCUCCUGAGACUGACAGAUGCAUACUAUUUCUAACACAACAACAAAAAGUAGAAUCAAUAUGUACAAUAUUGAAGCUGUUUUAUUUUUCACUAACUUUGCUCUUUGUAUUUUCUUUUUCAGGAACGUGAUGACUGGGUACAAGCAAUAGAACAGCAGAUUCUUUCAUGUUUACAGUCGAAUGAGAGUGGCAGGGAAAAGGUAAUGCAUGUACCGGUAAUGGUGGGUUAUGGUCAAGUCGCCCGAAAGUCAUCUCGGCCGAAGCUCUGUCACCCGAAAUUUUUAGUUAAGUCACCCGAAAUGCUGAGUUAUGUUGACCAAAUUUUUAUCAUGCUCAACAACAUCCUAACAUUUUUAUUGUGCUUGUUUUGUCUCAGCAAAUCUUAAGAACGAUAUAAAGGGCACACACUCUUUAUUAACUCUCUAUGACUUUUGGGUGACUUGACUGGUUACCCAGGGGAUGGUGAUAAUGAAAAUCAUGCAACACAGUCUGUUAAACAGCCCCCUGCAAACUAAGGCUCCUUUUGUCUCAUUGUAAUGGAGAAGAAAAGGAGGUUCAAGUGGCUCUGCCUGAAUUGUGUCAAGUCUUUGAAGUUACCGCAGCCCCAUCUUCUAGGCUAGUCAAUCGUAUUUUAUCUUGUCAUACUGGUUUUUUCAACUGCGAGCAUCUGUUUAUCGAUAAACCGAUGGUCAUAACGGAGUCCUCUGUACCAAGUGCACAGCUACUAGGCCUGGGUUCAAAACUGCAUUCUAGCAACAUUCAGCAGAUGAUCAACAAAGGCCUUACCCUCUCCCAGUUUUUGUUUUUGGGUAUGAUAAUGUAUGCUAAUGAAGUUGAAACAAAAGAGCAAAUAAAAAUGACCUGAGAUGAAAUUAACUACAUGCAACAUACUGAUACAUAUAUAUAUUUUUCAUUUUAGACACGGGGUAGUAGCAGUUCAUCAGCGAAUGGUUUUGAUAUGCUGUCAAUUAGAAACACAGAUGGGAAUGAUGUUUGUGUAGACUGUGGUGCACCAAGUGAGUUGGUUGUCCUGUGACACUUUUGCUAUGUAUUUUACAAUUGUCGGUAACGUUGUUUUGCCUCUAUAGCAAAAAUAGUUUGACUGCAUUUAAUAAAUGCUAUAAAUUGUGAAAGCUUGGUUCAUCAGGUCCUCUCUGACUGUGUCUUCCUUAUUUAGCAUACACUAGCGUAAAUACAAUUUUAAUUGGAAACAGUGAAAUAUUUUCCAAAAAAUAAACUUAAAAGCAACUCUAACUAAAAUACAGAGCGCAACGCGGAAAGCACAGCUUAUGAAGUCUGAUCUAUCUUAUAAAAUUCUAUAGCAAACCCAUGCUUACACUCAUCACAGAGCAAGCAUAAUUUACGAGUUCAGCUGAAUUUUUGUUGUUAGCAAAUGAUGCACAAUGCAAGAUUUUCCUCCGUCUGUUUAAUAGCCUCCAACGCAGAUGAUCUUCGAGCUUGCUUCGUCACGCCGUCCUGCCCGACCAACGUCUGCUAAAACAAGCGUUUAAAUUCCUUUUCCAUUUUUUUGCAAAUAUCAGCUGGAGAUCGGCUGCAAAUUACCCGAGAAUCAACCAAUUCGUAGGGAAGGAAUGCGUGAAGAAUCCCUAGGAACGACUGCGUGGGAGGAUAUCAGCUAAAUUGCUAUUAAAUGGGUCUGCUCUACAGCCGUUUUUAGUAUCGUCACGCAACUUUCCUUGGGCAGGAGCGUUGAGGGAUGACACUAAAAGCGGCUGUGUAGCAGACCAUUAAAUGGCUGCAUCUUAACCCUUUAGUCCCAAGAGUGACCAAAAUCACAUUUCUCCUAAUGAUAUCCACACAUAAUCCAGAGAAAAUGUUGUGAGAAUUAAUAAAGUGAUCAGCCUUCGGAAAAUGCUCUGAUCUUCAAACAAGUUCUCUCAACUUAUUCUGUAAGGGAAUGUAUGGAGAUCAGUUUGGAGAAUUUGUAUGUGGAUAUUGGGCUUGAAGGGUUAAUAACUAGUGUUCAUGUGUGUGUUCAUUCCCAGAUCCCGAUUGGGUAUCACUAAAUCUCGGAGCACUGAUGUGCAUAGAAUGUAGUGGAAUGCAUCGAAACCUUGGUACACAUUUGUCCAGAGUUCGAUCACUUGAUCUGGACGACUGGCCGUAAGUAACUUCUCAAUUUAUGAUUUAAGUAACAACAUACCAAGAAGUAUAUAAGGCUGAGGGUUUUCCUUAGUAGGGUACAGUUUUCUCGAUGUUAUUGUCAUUGUCAGAGAUGCUGUUAACAGCCGGUCAAAUACACCCCAUUUUUCGUUUGAUAUGCGCUCUUAUUCUGUAAGGGAAUGAUAGGCCGGCUCAUUUUAAAGGUAUCAUCCUUCUUAGAUUUGUUGAAUGGCCUGUAAAACAGUAUUUAGUCAAUAACAGACCAGGCGGGCAAUAUAAUAUGUUGUUUUUAUUAUUCAGGUUUGAAUUAACUGCUGUAAUCAGCUCCAUUGGUAACACUCUUGCUAACAGUGUAUGGGAAGGAAGGAUACAGAACAAAACGAAGCCAACACCGUCGUCUCCAAGGUAAAUUAAAAAUUACAGCAGUUAAAGGGCAAGCUAAUGAUGAAAUGGCUCUCGCCCUGAGGCCUAAGGUCCGUGUGAUCGCAACCAAGAAGAAAAAGAAAGCACAAACGUUUCGGUAGAAUAGUUGAAAUGUGAACUUAUGACUUUAUUACUGUUAGUGACAUACUGCAAAGUAGGAAGGGGUCAGUUAAUUGGUAUGAUUAGGGUUAGGAUUGAUAAUGAUGAUGAUGAUGAUAGGGCUUUCAAGUUGCCCAGUAAAUACAAGGAGUCGGCGGGAAAUCAAGCAACGAGAAAUCUUUUGUCCCUAUUUUUCGUCUUUAUUGCUAUGAAAGUAGCCGGGGCCUCGUUAAUAGUAGCCGUGAGAAUUCCCGGCCCGUAGCCCUUAAUGAUGUCAGUUUUCAAGCUUGUUACUUUUUUGUUUGUUUGUUUCAAGUGAAUUCUUUGUGUUUCAGAGAAGAGAAAGAAAAGUGGAUCAGAGCGAAAUACGAGGGGAAAGAAUUUCUUCAAGAACUUCCACCGAGCGAUUUUUCUUUAGGCGAAGUGAGUAUGCAAUGUGAUGUGAGCUCUUUUAAAGAUAGCCUUCAUUUGGUUUGUGGUUAGAACUAAGAGAGGUGUAGGCAUUUUUGAAAGCCAGAGAAAAUGGCUGAAGAAUAGUGGGGACAAACUCGCGAGUCCUUGUUAGGGACUGAGGUGGCCAUGAAGAGGAUGUAUAUGUUACAGGUCAAAUUUGAUUUCAGGUUAAUUUUUUUUUAAGGGCUAACAGGGUUUUUUUUAGGUUGAUUCUCAAUUUCCUUUUUCUCCUAGCCCUAAUCAGGGUGCAAAGAAAGUCAUUUUUACAGCUUGCCAUUCAGGCAAGCUGAAGCUAGCAUUUACUAGCCCAAAUGUCAUUUCAACAAACUCCCAAAACUUUUUGACGAGCAGAAUUGAUUUCACCGUUCUACUAUAAUUUAAAAUCCAUCACUUGCCUGUCUGCUGACUACUUCAAUUUUUAUUGAAACCCCUGAGUUCGUUGUUUGAGGUAAAUUAAAUUUAUGAACGGGAGCGUUGCUUUUUGCCUUGGCUAAAUCUCUAUAUUAUCUGAACAAAACUAAACAACGAUUUUAUUUAUUUUCAACAGCAACUCCUAGAAGCUGUAAUUAGAGAAGAUUUACCGCAGUGUAUACUACUCUUGGCUCAUUGCACACCUGAAGAUCUUAACACCAUCUACGAAGACCGCGAAAGUUGCACACCACUUCAUUUAAGCUGUUCACUAGGAAAUAUUGUCAUUACGCAACUCCUUAUUUGGGUAGGUAGCAAGCACUAGAUGUCAAAGCUUCGGUUGAUCUACAUGAUGUAGAAAUUAAGCUAUGGGACAUGAGGGUCCGAUCGAAAAGGUAACCUUUUUAAGGCUUCAGGUAUAUGAAAGGGUAGGGAUUGCUUAAGUUGAACUAUAUGAAAGGGUAGGAAAAUCUGUAAUUUGGGUUGUUAACAAGUCUCAAAAGGGCUAACAGGUGUAUUUUACAGCUGUAAAAAAGUCGACAAAGCGUUCUGGUUUUGUGAUUUAUUCCGAUUCAUGUCUAUUUAAAGAUAGUGUAUUUGCAGCGGUUAAAACAGAUGCAUAGUUCUAAACUAGGUAUGUGAAAUGGGUACCAUUAAUUUUGUCAAUAGAAGCAAUACGUAAGGGGUACCUUUUUUGUCCAAAAUGGAAUAUAAAAGGGUUAAGGAUCAGACCUCGGAGCGGAGCCUCCCCGUUUAAAAUUUUGUUGAGUACCUUCGGAGGUCUUUCCUGCAUUUUACCUUUUAUUUUGGAUUACGGGAUGUGGCUUAAACGCACUUUUUUGCAAUGCUCAGACAUAACAACGUAAAGCAUAUAGUGUACUUUUACCAUCUUGGUGGCGGGAAAGUUUCCUUGAUUUUAAAAGGCAAUUCAAACCAUGCAGUUGUGAAAACCUUUUUUGAUGUUAACAGAGUUUCAUCUCUUUUCCAGUAUUUUGCAGAUGUACGGAUUCUUGACGGGAGAGGUCGCUCAGCUCUGUGGCACGCAAAGAAUGCUGGGAGUAAAGAAUGCGCUGAUAUUUUGCGUCAUAACGGCUGCCAUGACCUGGGUACAAUGAUUCCUCAGGUGAGCCGGAAUGACGUGUUCCUUUGACACCGGAAGUCAACUGUCGAAGUCAUAACUCAUCAAACAAAUCAAAAAGGCAUUUUUGCGUUAAUCAAAGUGACAAAGCUACAGAGAUGAUGAUUAAUUCUGUCCAGAAGGUUAAAACGUUGCGUUGAUGACAUUUAGCGCAAUUUCUGUGCCUUCAGCAUGCUGGCUUCAUUUAAGCAAAGAUUCUUCGUUCAAUUUACGUGACACCCUUGCUUCUUUGGCAGUAUAUAUGAAAAGCGUGAUACAUAUUCCUGUCACCGAGUAAUGAUGUCACGCAAUUUGAGUAGCAAGAUGUUUUAUCAAAUAUUAGAAAUUAAUGUAUGAAGUUUUGAAGUUAUCAUUACGAAAAUUUACUGUUGGUUUACUUCAGUUGUGCAACACCAUUAGGCUGAAAAAAGAAUUGAAGGCUGCCAAAAUACUGAAAGGAUAUCAGUGAGAGAAAAUUUUACAUUAUGAAGAAAGCACUAUAAGAGUUGUAUUUAUUGUUCUUAGAAAAAGUGUAUAUAUGUUAUUAACAUGAACGUGUAUAUAAAUAUAUUGUUAUUUCCUUGAUAUUAUGAGGCUUAUCACAGAGGCCAUCGUACAAAGUGUACACGAAAGGUAUAAUGCGGGAGUAGAAGCACAAAAGGGGUAUGUCGCAUACUAAGAUGUAUUGCUAAAUAAAUUCAUGAUAGCCUGUUCACGGACCCUCAAUUUUCUCUUUAGAGAUCGUAGAGCGUACGUAUGAAAAUAGAAACGGUGGGGAAUUUAUUGAAUUCAUCGCUUUCAAGCGCUCGCCUCGCUCGCGUGCUCGUCGAUUUUAGAAAAGAAAAAAGAAACCAAAAUCCGUGUACAGGCUACAUUCAAGAAGCAAUUAGAUGUUUUCGUAAUCGGAAAAUCGCUUACAGUCGAAUCCCCCUUAAUACAGACACUGAGGGGCCAUAUACAGUCACUGAUUGAGUCAAAAAUGUGUCCCUUGUUAAGUGUCCGUAUUAAUUACAAAAAAAAGGGUUCAUAGAAGCAAAAUAUCAAAAACAGAACAUUAACCUCAACAAACUAAACAUCACUAACGUACAAAUAACAAUUAUUCCGUGGACUAAGUGUAUCAGAAUAGGCAAAAGUGUUCAAAAGGCUCUUAUUUAUUCUUUACUUAAUUUAUUUUAUACUCGCUAGAACUAAGUCUAAUUUGUAACUAAAAUACAGUUAGUAAUGAAUGGAAAAGUUGUGAUUUUCUCAAUUAACUUCUCUUAACGAGAAGCUCACUGCAGGACACAGUUGAUAAAGCAAUGUCCGUAUUUCUAUAUAAAUCCAUGUCGAUCGGGCAAGAAAUAUUGUCCGUGUCCGUAAAGUGGGGUUCGACUGUACGGCCCCACUCAACCAUGAGAUCACAACAACAGAAAAAU
Messenger RNA from Porites lobata, 25380 nucleotides. The record is from the annotation of a GenBank genome assembly. NCBI's taxonomy places the organism in Eukaryota, Metazoa, Cnidaria, Anthozoa, Scleractinia, Poritidae.